CGGCAAUGAGUCGGCAUUGCUUCCCUUUAUUCCCCCCCGUCUCUUUCUGAUUGAAACUUACUCCCACGGAUUCACAUGUAAUUGUUUCUUAACUUCCCAUUCCCAUACCAAUACCCCUCUGAAAACCUCUCCCUCUUGUCCAUCAAUUGCCCAUUUCUUAUCUCUCUUCCAUUUUCUCCCUCAUGUUCUUCCUCCCUUGGCUUCUUUUACCUUCAGUUUCAUCCCGGUAUUUCUUAUUCCUUCUAUUUUUGCUCUAAAUCCCUAGGGUUUUUAUUUUUAACCUUUGUUUGCUACUUUGAUUAUUAUUUUUCGCUUCCUAGCCUCAUUUGGCAAUGUCACAAGGCUAUGCUAUAGAGCUUUACUUCGAUCCCGCCCUCGAAAACCAGGUCUUGAAGGCCUGGAACGUGCUCGCUCGCCGCCAAAUCAGCACCCAGCUCAUCGAAAUCGAAUCCCGUCCACACAUCACCCUCUUCUCCAGCCCCUUUGUUGACCCCGCGAAGCUCGAAAACGUUGUUAAGAGCUUUGUUUGGAAGCAGGAACCUUUGCCUCUAUCUUUCUCUUCAAUUGGGAGCCUUCCCAGUGAAAACAACGUACUUUUUCUUUCGCCUACACCUUCGUUGUCGCUUCUCCAGUUCCAGACGCAGUUAUGCGAUGCAAUGAAGAAGGAAGGGAUAGAAAUUCCGGAUGAGUAUCGCCAGGACUCGUGGAUUCCUUAUUGCGCGGUUGCUGAGGAAGUCCCGAGGACUCGGAUGGCCGAAGCAUUUUGCGUUUUACGGGACUUGAAGUUGCCGGUUUCUGGGUAUGCCAUGGAUAUCGGGUUGGUGGAGUUUUCGCCGGUUCGCGAACUGUUCUCCUUUGUGCUUGGCAAUUCCGUAGAAGCAUGAGGUUCCAGAGCAUUCUUAUGUGUCAAUCUCGAAUUAUGCCUUUUCCCCUCAUGAAUGUGGUGCCUUUGGUGUUAAUGUAAAUGGAUAAAAUUGUUGCUAUUCAGAGCGUAGUUACAAAAUUUGCAGUUUAUGUUCUUGAAGACUUUUUCAUCUUAUUGUAGAUCGACGGUAUAUUCUGCUCACACACAGGUAAGCAUUUCUUCUUGUUGAUUUUGAUGAUCAGUGUAUAUUGCAGAUGGUGAUAAGAACGUAGCCUGAUUUUAUCACAAAUCAUACAAGAAUCUAAGUUUUUUUUUUU
Carya illinoinensis is the source of this 1182-nucleotide messenger RNA. RefSeq lists its product as uncharacterized. NCBI's taxonomy places the organism in Eukaryota, Viridiplantae, Streptophyta, Magnoliopsida, Fagales, Juglandaceae. The record is from RefSeq and is a predicted model, not a curated record. Bases 333 to 884 code for a protein of 183 amino acids. The transcript is spliced from 2 exons.